Nematocida major is the source of this 984-nucleotide messenger RNA. RefSeq lists its product as uncharacterized. Bases 1 to 984 code for a protein of 327 amino acids. The record is from RefSeq and is a predicted model, not a curated record. Lineage: Eukaryota; Fungi; Microsporidia. The transcript has a single exon.
AUGAGAGCGAAUAGGAUGGCAUGCACAGUUCUCUGGGCUCUGGGAAUAGUUGGGGGCACAAGAGGAGCUGCCGUAUUGGGGGUCCAGGAGGAGAGAGAGGCGAACGCACUGAAAGGCCUGGCGUGGGCUGGGAUGUGCGAGUUCGAUGCGUUCGUGAAACUCCUCGAGGAAAAAACCAGCGCAAGACAGGCCCGCAGUCAGACCAUGCACGACGCAAAGGAGGGCCUGAAAAGACUUGCUUUUUGCUGGAGUGUCGUAUACACAAAUCUGAUGCGCCUGCGUGUAAGCAGAGUUUUGGACGAAACAGCAGAGAACGACUCCAUUCGCAGUGCAGAGACUGGUGCAACGCGCAUAAAAGACCUUCUGGGGGAGAACAGGGGAAAAUUCACGAACUUCACGAACGCAGACAUAGAGCAUCUCAGGAGUAUCUGCAGGGCAGUGAUAUGCACGAGCAAAGAAGCAAGAAUUCAGGCGAGAUUAUGCAUAUACAGAGUGUACAGGGCAGAGAUAGAAAUUAUCAAGGAUGCCCUGAGAGAGCGCAGGGAGCGCCUGGAGGCAGCGUACGAGAACCUGAAGGAGAGUGUGCAGGCGUGUGGGUGCGAUUUCGAGAGGAUGGACGGGCUAGAACUUCGCAUGUUUGCAUACUUUGAAAUGCCGAACUUUAUGCAGGAGUCUAAGAAUGAGAUGGCGGAUAUGGUGAAGAACUCGGAGGAGAGGGAGAUGAUUCGGGCUGCAAGAGGGGUUUGUAAGGCGCACGUGCCAACGGAAAAAGAAGCAGCUUCGGUUGAGAAGGUGUGGGAAGAUAUUGCCCAGAUUAUGAACGACUUCUAUAGUACGCUGUCCAUUUGGAGAACAGCCAUUAAAAGGGAAGUAAAGGAGAUGGAGAAGAGUGUGGAAAGUUCAGUUGAGGAGGCCAUAAAUAGGUGCAAAAAAGGGAAAAAUCCAGAAGUAAGUGCAUUAGAGAGUGAAAACACUAGGAAGUAA